AUUGGGGUUUUUUGUGUUGCUGUUGGAGGGAGGCGGCAAAAGGAGGAAUUAGUGUGUUAUAACAGCAAGAGGUUCGGGACGGUGUUCUCUUUUUGUGGAGUCGUCUCCCCCCCCUUUUUUUUACAGGAUUGCGGAGCAGCAGCUUCUUUCUCAUGCCAGGGGUGGCCAUUCAGCAGUCUUUAGUUUUGGGAUGGGGUGGUGAAGCCUUGUGUCCAAAGAGCAGAGCGAAACUCGUGUCGAGGUGGGAAAUUUAGCAUUCAGACGACGGUGGACUGAUGCCUUUCAUACCAAGUUCUACUAGUGUUCUCUCUGACAUCUCUCCUUUGGCAUGAAGUGCAUAGUUACAGGGGGCAAUGUGAAAGCCCUGGGGAAAGCAGUACAUGCUCUCUCCCGGAUUGGAGAUGAAAUCUACAUUGAACCACUCGAAGAAGGGUUGUCUUUGCGUGCAAUAAACACAUCUCGCUCUGCCUAUGCCUGCUUCCUGUUCACCUCACUCUUCUUCCAGCACUACCAGGCUGGGGAAUCUGGAUCAGACUCAGAUGCUGGUGCUUUCCGAUGCAAAGUGCUCAUGAAGUCUUUCCUAGCUGUAUUCCGCUCAAUCCCUGCUCUGGAGAAGACAGUGGAGAAAUGUCUCAUGUCGCUGACGUCCAAGAAGAACUGGUUCCGCGUUCAACUGCAUUGCAAAUAUGGGGUUGUCAAGACUCACGAUUUGUCAUUCCAGGAAUGUGAAUUGUUACAGGCUGUCUAUGACAAAACACAAUAUGCCCAUUUACUGCGUGCUUCUCCCAGGCUAUUAGCAGAUGCUGUGGUUCAUUUCCCACUUAACCUGGCUGAGGUGACUCUGGGUGCCAGCCCUAAUGGCAAGGUGACUCUCCGUAGUUACCUAGAAGAAGAGACAGAGCCAAGUCGGAUGAUGGUGACGGAAAUGUGCCUGAGUGAGGAUGAGUUCCAGGCCUUCCACGUCAAGCAAGAAAUACAAGUCACUUUCUGCCUUAAGGAAUUCCGGGGUUUCUUGAGUUUUGCUGAGUCCUCAAAUCUUUCCCUUGAUAUCCACUUUGACAUACCUGGCAGGCCAGUUAUCUUUACUGUGGAGGAUCCUGUGCUGGAGCUACAACUGGUCCUGGCCACGCUUUCCGAAUCAGAAAGCCAUCUGCCAGCCAGCACUCACAAACCAGUUGCCCCAGCUGGUGACUUUACCAACGAUGACAUUGAUGCCUACAUGAUAGCCAUGGAAGCCACAUGUGAUGAAACGGAACCCUCUCCCAGCUCUGCUUUCGCCACAAGGCAUCCCAGCUCUGAAACCAAGGAAUCGGACAGUGAAAAUGAGGAUACUGUCCUUGGCACACCGCCGCAAAAGAAGUUUCGUUCCUUAUUCUUUGGAUCAAUUUUGAGUGAGUCCCAGUCCAGAACUCGUUCCUUUGCCAGCCAGGACGUACUAGCAGAGGACAGUGAGGGAGAUUCGUGAGCUCAUCUGGAUUGCUGUGCUGCGUGCAACACACCUCUAAAUCCCAGAGUCUUUGUCAGGCUAGGAUUUUAAUCCAACCUGCCCCAGCAAAAUACUUUGGCCAGAGAUAGAUCUUUGCAUUUUUUUUAAUGAAAUGAACAGGGUGUCAUGGAACUAUUAUUUCCAGUGUAGAAUUAUAACAACCAUCAGCUCGCUCUUUUUUUUUUUUGGAAAAGCAGAAAUGUAGGAGACGUUUCCUGCUUCAGGUUUGCAACUAAUGUAGAGCUCCAAUACAUUCGUUUUAUUAAAAAAGAUAUACUUCUCGGUGUUUGAUGCCAAGGCAUAUUGCUGCUGUAAUACAGACCAAGCUUGUAAGUUUCCUUUUAGAACCUUCCACUGUUUGGAGGCAGCUUUCCUCUCGUUCCCUGUAAUUAACAGGUUUUACUGCCAAAGCUCUCAUUAGUUGGAAGAUAUCUGGGAAUGAAAAAUGAAAUAAGAGAAGAAAAAACCUAGGCGGCUUCUAAAGCUGCCCUUACUCAGUAAAUAUGGAAGGUGGCAAAAGACUGGGCCUGAUCCCUUGUUACUUCUUGGUGCUUUCUCUAGCUCAAUCCAGCUUUGAAGUUAAAAGUGAAAACCGCCCUUAAUUAAAGGUCUUGCACGGUGCUUCUAAAGAGCAGGUGCAUUGGGGGGAAACAACCCGCUCUGAUUUUCUUUUAGGCAGUGAAAUGAUUGAAGCAACAGUUCCAAUCAAAGGGUUACCUCAAGAGAGGCCAUAACAGGGAAUACAGUCCAGAGUUUACCACAUGCUUCCUCAGAGCAGGCCUCAGCCAAUCAAACGUGAGAUAACUUGAAUCUGAUUGGAUUCCCUGCCAUUCUAAGAGGAAGCCUGAUUUUUUUAUUUCUCCCAUAAGUGAUCGAGUCCAAGGCCAGAGCUGUUGCUACAGCCAGAGUCUGACUUCAUUGCUACAACUUGUUCAGUUGUCUGUACGUUUUCCCAAAUUAGCCUAUUCAGAAUAUACAUCUAAUUGUACAGGACAAGCACUAUCCCCCUGAAACUCGGUGCUUUAAAGGAGGAAGGGGUGGGGGUGGGGGAAUUAUUUUGUCCGAAAGCAAGAAGCAUUUUUCUCCCAGCCCAUUUCAUUUUAUUUUCCCAAAACUAUAAAGAGAAGCAACUACAUUAAGAAUAUUACAUGUUUAUUCAAAAAAAUGAUGUGGUAACCCCAGGGGAGAAAGAGGUGCACACAUCAGGACACAGUUGGCAAAAAAGUCGAUCAAAAAUACCCCCAAAAAUAAUGACAUUCCCUUCCUAGAGAAUGAGAUAUUUUUUUUUUUUUUUUUUGGUACUCAAUCUCAUUCAGAUAUUUUUUUCUU
Notechis scutatus (mainland tiger snake) is the source of this 2815-nucleotide messenger RNA. It is a transcript of the gene RAD9A, whose product is annotated as RAD9 checkpoint clamp component A. Lineage: Eukaryota; Metazoa; Chordata; Lepidosauria; Squamata; Elapidae. Gene Ontology annotation, cellular component: checkpoint clamp complex. The record is from RefSeq and is a predicted model, not a curated record. Gene Ontology annotation, biological process: cellular response to ionizing radiation; mitotic intra-S DNA damage checkpoint signaling; DNA replication checkpoint signaling.